CCCUUCUCUGCUCAGCUCUGUGCCUGGGAGCCUGACCUCUACAGACUACAUCACCAGGCUUCCGCCCUCUGGCUUCCACAUGGAUUUGGCCAAUGGGCAUCACCAGUGGGAAAGGGGAGGACAGGAGGAGAGACAGGCUGAGGAAACCCUAAUAACAUCGAGAAAACACCAGAUCAAGUCAUCUCCAGGCCUCCCUCUUCCUGUGCCCCUGGCAUACAGUGACAGUGCUGCCCUGCAGGAUGGCAUAUCAGAGAGCUCAGGAUGGAUGCAGUCCAGGACGACAGCCCAUGUCCAAGAAGGCUGCCUGCUGAACGUUUGCCCAGCAGAAGAUUUUAGAAAGAAAGGAAACAUCUUAGAGAUUUUCUUGCCUCCAGAAGAUUCCCUGAUCCAAUCUUUCCUUGGCACAAACUUUUAGUUAUUGUGUUUACAUAUACAUUUUAUAUAUGCAUGGUCAUUAUUUUAUCUGUUUUAUUUGGGGACUUUAUCUUGAUGUGAGCCCUCAUACCUAACACACUGCAAUAUAAAUUAUGUAAUUAUGUGCUUUUUUUGUUGUUGUU
Molecule: messenger RNA, 557 nt
Organism: Chlorocebus sabaeus (green monkey)
Lineage: Eukaryota; Metazoa; Chordata; Mammalia; Primates; Cercopithecidae
Source: RefSeq, a predicted model, not a curated record